This is a messenger RNA of Exophiala aquamarina CBS 119918, 882 nucleotides long. RefSeq lists its product as uncharacterized. The record is from RefSeq and is a predicted model, not a curated record. NCBI's taxonomy places the organism in Eukaryota, Fungi, Ascomycota, Eurotiomycetes, Chaetothyriales, Herpotrichiellaceae. Bases 1 to 882 code for a protein of 293 amino acids. Gene Ontology annotation, molecular function: catalytic activity. The transcript has a single exon.
AUGGCGGACCAGUCCGGGGAAGAUAUAACCUUGAUCACUUUCGACCCAGCAUUUCGAAUUUUCACCACUCUACGACACAGUCAGUUCAACCCACUCGACCUCCAACACCCAACACCUACCAUUACAGCAUGGAAGACUGCGGACAUGAAGUUCUUGGAUCUCCACAGCGGCCGCCUGCAAGCCUCGGCGCGAGCAUUUGGUUGGACGAAUGUUGCCGCUUUAUUUGAGCGGGAGGGGAGAAUACUGCUCGACAAAUACUUGGAACACACUGCCUCUCACUCUACCAGCUCCAAGGUACCCGCCCACGGAUAUUACAGGGCUCUCCGGGUGCACAUCGAUGUUUCACAAGAUGCCAGAAUUGACGUUUCCCUUGUUGCGAUGGGCGAGGACAGGCCACUGAGCGCACUAGACGGUGAAUCUUUCCACACGCUCCCAGCUCCAAUUCCCCCGCCUGGCUCGCCAUCAUUGUACGGAACAAGCUCAGACUCAACGCCAGAAUACAGCAAAGUCACGAUCGACACAGAGCCCACACCCACGACGCCCUUCACGUCGCACAAAACCAGCCAUCGCGUUAUGUACGACGCCGCGCGCGCACGCGCCUCCAUCACGUCUUGCUCGCCCUUGGCGGCUGAAGUGCUCCUCUACAACCGGCGCGCUGAAGUCAUGGAGGCAAGCAUCUCAACCGUUUAUUUCUACAGCGGUGGAAAGUGGAUCACGCCCUCGGCAGAAUGCGGAGGAAACCUGAGUGUGACGAGGCGGCUGGCACUGGAGGGUGGAUUCUGCGUCGAGGGGAAGGUCUUCAUCGAUGAUGUGCGUGAUGGAGAGGUCGUCUGGCUGAGCAAUGCCGCGAGGGGUUUCUUCCUAGGGAGGGUCUCAAAGUAA